UGAUAUCUCCAGCAUUUAUUCAUGCCCAAGAACCAUCGUUGUCGCCCAUUAAUGAACAAGCUUCCAUCCUUUUCCAUCUUCAUCAUAUUUUGUUUUUCCCCUACACCCCUCUUCUCAUAAAUUUUCAAGAUUUCCCAGUGAAUUUUAUCCCCAAUUUUUACGGUUAGCAUUUCUAGCUUCUUGUUCGUUAAUCGUCGAGAUCCGACCGAUGAUUAGGGUUCGCUUUCUUUCUUUUUAUGAUUCGGGGAUCUCAACAGUCGGAACUUGAGGUGGGUGUUGUUAUUUUAGUUAAAUUUCGUCAAUUUUGGUUAAUUUAUGUCAAGAAAUCUUCUGGGUGUUCGUCGAUUGUUUCAGACGAUAAUGAAUUUUGGUGUGUUAGGGUUUACUGUAUCAGAGAAAAAAGGGGGGUUUGGAUUUAUCUUGUACAUUUGGCUCAAUUUAGGUCUAAUUAUUUGAUUCAAAUGGUUCUAUUUAUCAUUGAUUAAAUUCAGAGUUUUUUUAGCUAAAAAACACUCGAAAAUAUGGGAUCAUCAGGGUUUUGUACAAUCUGUAUGCUUCAUUCCCUAGUGGCUUUAACUUCUGGCACGUUUAUGAUGUUCUAUAGCCCUCAAGUGUUUGCAUUCAGCCAUGGAAGUGAAACAGCCAGCAAACUAUUGGGAUCAACCCCUCGUGAUCAGUUAUUGAUUCAGACAUCUGAUUCGUUCUCUGGGUUGCUUUUAUUUGCUGUUGGGUUCCUUUUGUUCAUGGUGGCAUUUGUGAAAGAUAGGGAUUUUCAGAGCUUUUUUGCCAAAGGGUGUGUUGUUCUUCAUAUUGCAAUGGGAAUUUGGAGGAUAUAUUUUGAGAGAAAACUUGAAGAUCUUGGCCGUGAUUGGCUGAGAUUGGUGGUGGGGGAUUUUGUCUUGGCAAUUUCAUGGGUUCUUUUUCUUGUGUACAGUUGGAGAGAAAAGUAUGAUUAGGGCACACCACAACUGAUUUCAAGAUUUCUUGAAUGGAUGGAUGAACACUACAGUUUGGUUUUGUUUGGUGAGAUUGAUGGCUUUGUUGGGAUCCUAUUGUUGUCUUUGAUGUAAAAUUUCUAUUUUCCUGGAAAUAAAUGUGAAGUUUGUUGAUGUUUA
This is a messenger RNA of Cynara cardunculus var. scolymus (artichoke), 1115 nucleotides long. RefSeq lists its product as uncharacterized. The record is from RefSeq and is a predicted model, not a curated record. NCBI's taxonomy places the organism in Eukaryota, Viridiplantae, Streptophyta, Magnoliopsida, Asterales, Asteraceae. Gene Ontology annotation, cellular component: membrane. The transcript has 2 exons. The coding region runs from base 522 to 956 and encodes 144 amino acids.